This is a messenger RNA of Rubroshorea leprosula, 4480 nucleotides long. NCBI's taxonomy places the organism in Eukaryota, Viridiplantae, Streptophyta, Magnoliopsida, Malvales, Dipterocarpaceae. The record is from the annotation of a GenBank genome assembly.
AUUGUAAAUUAAUCAAGUUUUUCUUUGGAAUGCAGGUAUUAAUUGAUUUAUGGAAACAAAUUACAUUAAGGACAAACUCGUCGCAAGAAUCCCAUAAAAACUUGAAAGAAGUUGAAUUAAUCCAGAAGAUUAGUAACUUCUUGAAGGAUAAGGAGUGUUUAAUUAUCUUCGAUGAAAUCACCGAAGGUAUUCUUGACAGUGAUACUCUGCAAAAAAUUCUCCCGGAAUUAUCCAAGGGAAGUCGUGUCAUCUUCACUGCUAGAGAAGAUGAUGAAUUUCCAAUCAAAUUGACAGAGGAACAGAAAAAAAAUUUUGUGAAAAUUAGCGAAUUGAAUGGGGGUGAUUGCUAUGACUCGUUCAAAGAGAAGGUCCUGGUUCACAAAAUAGAGGAAAAGGAUCUGGUUCACAAAAUAGAGGAACCUUCUCCAGAAGAUCGAAGGGCGAUUGUGGAAAAGACUGGUGGAAUUCCCCUGGCGGUUGUAUUGUUUGCAGGAGUAGUGUCUUACACACCGUCAGCAAGAUGGUCGGAUGUGAUCAAGCUGGAGUAUGAUUACGAAUGGCAGUUCAAUUACAUGGGACACUUGACAUUAAGCAUUAACAAAAAGCUCAGAAACAUACUGAUUAUGAGCUAUGAUCUGCUUCCAAACCCUCUGAAACCCCUGUUUCUUUAUCUUUGUCUAUUUCCAAAAUCAUUCGAGAUACCUUUCCGACGGCUUAUGCUUUUAUGGAUGGCAGAGGGGCUGUUACCAGCUGGAGAAAUUGAGCCUGAGGAGCAAGCUAGAGCUUACUUCAUGGAGUUAGUUUACCGGAACAUGAUUGAAGUGGCAAAAUGGAGUUUGGACGGUAGCCCCAAAACUUGUCAAAUACCGAGUAUAUUGUACGAUGUUUUCUCUCAGAAAUCUUUGCAUUUAGGAUUUUUCUACGCCCAUAAACAUUCAAACGGUGAAGGAGAUUACAGACAGCUGUUAAAGGUCAGGCGGUUGGCCGAGUACCAGGACGUCAAGAAUUAUCCUUCCACGGAUCUCAAUACCCCACAUGUUCGUUCCUAUGUAUGUUUUGACAUCCGGCAUCACGACGUACCUAAUCAAGAAACAGGUAAAUAUCUUAACAAAAUGGUCGUCAGAAGAGGUUUUGGACUUCUUAGGGUGCUUGAUUUGGAGGGGGUUUUUAAGCCACUUUUACCAGAGACGAUAGGGAAGAUGCUGCAUUUGAAGUACUUUGGAUUGAGAUGGACGUUUCUAGAUUCACUGCCGUUAUCUCUAGGCAACCUGCCAAAUUUGGAGGCUCUAGACUUUAAGCAUACCUAUAUACAUACCUUGCCGCCUUCCAUUUGGAAGGCAGAGAAGCUUCGUCAUCUGUAUAUGAACAACAUUUAUCUUGAUAAGCCUAUACCGGAGCUCUCCGUGCAGUCUUUAAUCCAGUUUAAGACAUUAUCAGGGCUGAUUUUGGGCGAUGAAAGUCCCUUGAAGGAUGGUUUGAACCAGUUAAAAGGUCUUUGGAAAUUAAGUCUAACAUACUAUUCAAUAAUCAAUGUUGAAACAGAGAUGUUCAAGUGGAUCUCCCAUCUCUCUCAUCUUGAAUCACUCAAGUUAAGAUCAAUUGAUGAAUCUGGUGAACCUUCGAAACUUAAUUUGGAUAAAGUGAGAAUGCCUGUGAGCCUCACCAAGCUGUAUUUGUUCGGUUCAUUGCAAGCAACUGACAUCAAAUUUCCACGGCGAAUCAAAGUUCUAACUCUGUCACUCUCAGGAUUAAAGGAAGACCCAAUGCCAAUCUUAGGGCAGCUGGAAGAGCUAAAAGUCCUAAAACUGUUUGCGAACUCCUAUUUGGGAAGCCUAAUGACCUGUAAUCCUGGAAGUUUCCCGAAACUACGUGUCCUGAAAUUGUGGAUGCUUAAAGAAUUAGAAGAGUGGAGUGUGGCAGAAGGUGCCAUGCCUUGCCUGGAAGAACUAGAAAUCAGGUGCUGUGACAAGUUGAAGAAUGUUCCCCAGCUAAACAGAGUUGCAUCUCUAAAAGAAUUGAUCUUGACAAACAUGCCGGCUUCUUUUGCUUCGGAGGCUAAAAGUAAGACCACGUGUACAUGUGCUGUCUCAGUAAAUCAAUGGACGUUUUCUUCUACUGAGGUAUUAAUUGAUUUAUGGAAACAAAUUACAUUAAGGACAAACUUGUCGCAAGAAUCCCAUAAAAACUUGAAAGAAGUUGAAUUAAUCGAGAAGAUUAAUAACUUCUUGAAAGAUAAGGAGUGUUUAAUUAUCUUCGAUGAAAUCACCGAAGGUAUUCUUGACAGUGAUACUCUGCAAAAAAUUCUCCCGGAAUUAUCCAAGGGAAGUCGUGUCAUCUUCACUGCUAGAGAAGAUGAUGAAUUUCCAAUCAAAUUGACAGAGGAACAGAAAAAAAAUUUUGUGAAAAUUAGCGAAUUGAAUGGGGGUGAUUGCUAUGACUCGUUCAAAGAGAAGGUCCUGGUUCACAAAAUAGAGGAAAAGGAUCUGGUUCACAAAAUAGAGGAACCUUCUCCAGAAGAUCGAAGGGCGAUUGUGGAAAAGACUGGUGGAAUUCCCCUGGCGGUUGUAUUGUUUGCAGGAGUAGUGUCUUACACACCGUCAGCAAGAUGGUCGGAUGUGAUCAAGCUGGAGUAUGAUUACGAAUGGCAGUUCAAUUACAUGGGACACAUGACAUUAAGCAUUAACAAAAAACUCAGAAACAUACUGAUUAUGAGCUAUGAUCUGCUUCCAAACCCUCUGAAACCCCUGUUUCUUUAUCUUUGUCUAUUUCCAAAAUCAUUCGAGAUACCUUUCCGACGGCUUAUGCUUUUAUGGAUGGCAGAGGGGCUGUUACCAGCUGGAAAAGUUGAGCCUGAGGAGCAAGCUAGAGCUUACUUCAUGGAGUUAGUUUACCGGAACAUGAUUGAAGUGGCAAAAUGGAGUUUGGACGGUAGCCCCAAAACAUGUCAGAUGCCGAGUAUAUUGUACGAUGUUUUCUCUCAGAAAUCUUUGCAUUUAGGAAUUUUCUACGCCCAUAAACAUUCAAACGGUGAAGGAGAUUACAGACAGCUGUUAAAGGUCAGGCGGUUGGCCGAGUACCAGGACGUCAAGAAUUAUCCUUCCACGGAUCUCAAUACCCCACAUGUUCGUUCCUAUGUAUGUUUUGACAUCCGGCAUCACGACGUACCUAAUCAAGAAACAGGUAAAUAUCUUAACAAAAUGGUCGUCAGAAGAGGUUUUGGACUUCUUAGGGUGCUUGAUUUGGAGGGGGUUUUUAAGCCACUUUUACCAGAGACGAUAGGGAAGAUGCUGCAUUUGAAGUACUUUGGAUUGAGAUGGACGUUUCUAGAUUCACUGCCGUUAUCUCUAGGCAACCUGCCAAAUUUGGAGGCUCUAGACUUUAAGCAUACCUAUAUACAUACCUUGCCGCCUUCCAUUUGGAAGGCAGAGAAGCUUCGUCAUCUGUAUAUGAACAACAUUUAUCUUGAUAAGCCUAUACCGGAGCUCUCCGUGCAGUCUUUAAUCCAGUUUAAGACAUUAUCAGGGCUGAUUUUGGGCGAUGAAAGUCCCUUGAAGGAUGGUUUGAACCAGUUAAAAGGUCUUUGGAAAUUAAGUCUAACAUACUAUUCAAUAAUCAAUGUUGAAACAGAGAUGUUCCGUUGGAUUUCCAGUCUCUCGCAUCUUGAAUCACUCAAGUUAAGAUCAAUUGAUGAAUCUGGUGAACCUUCGAAACUUAAUUUGGAUAAAGUGAGAAUGCCUGUGAGCCUCACCAAGCUGUAUUUGUUCGGUUCAUUGCAAGCAACUGACAUCAAAUUUCCACGGCGAAUCAAAGUUCUAACUCUGUCACUCUCAGGAUUAAAGGAAGACCCAAUGCCAAUCUUAGGGCAGCUGGAAGAGCUAAAAGUCCUAAAACUGUUUGCAAAGUCCUAUUUGGGAAGUCAAAUGACCUGUGGUCCUGAAAGUUUCCCGAAGCUACGUGUCCUGAAAUUUUGGAUGCUAAAAGAUUUAAAAACGUGGAGUGUGGCAGAAAAUGCCAUGCCUUGCCUGGAAGAACUAGAAAUCAGGUGCUGUGACAACUUGGAGAAUAUUGUUGACCAGCUAAAGAGAGUUAAAUCUCUAAAAGAAUUGAUCUUGACAAACAUGCCGACGCCUUUUGUUUUGGAGGCUAAAAAUAGUAUCAAAUGUACAUGUGCUGUCCUAGUAAAUCAAUGGACGUUUCCUUUUACUGAGGAGCAGCAACAGCCUUCUCCUAGCCCAACCACACAACUUUCCUCCUCUUGAGGAAUCGUGAAUAGAGGUUUUUGUAUAAAUAUGCUUGACCAUGACUUUUUAAUGUUUUAUGAGAAGCCAGAAGUAGAGGCAUUCCAAAAGAUAGAACCUUCAAGGCCUAAAAAGGAAGAUGGGAAAGCAACUGCGUGGAAUCUAGUUGCCUGGAGGAUCCAGUAUUUGUCUAUGUUAGAAACAAAAAAGAAGAAAUAGUUGAAGAAAUGUUUAUUGCUUUA